This is a messenger RNA of Beauveria bassiana ARSEF 2860, 1086 nucleotides long. Its product is annotated as enoyl reductase. Bases 1 to 1086 code for a protein of 361 amino acids. The record is from RefSeq and is a predicted model, not a curated record. The transcript has a single exon. Lineage: Eukaryota; Fungi; Ascomycota; Sordariomycetes; Hypocreales; Cordycipitaceae. Gene Ontology annotation, molecular function: oxidoreductase activity, acting on NAD(P)H.
AUGGCUGCUCAAGUCGCUAUCCCCCGGACUCAGACUGCCAUUAUCGCGGCCGACGCCGACGGCACCCUCAAGAUUGAUAGCAACGUUCCCGUCAUUGAGCUCGAGCCCGACGCGGUCCUCGUCAAGACUGCUGCUCUCGCUCUGAAUCCCGUCGACACCAAGAUGUUCAAGGGCUUCGCCGCCGAGGGCGCCAUUCUCGGGUUCGACUUUGCCGGCACCGUCGUCGCCGUCGGCUCCAACAUUACAAAGGACGUCAAGAUUGGCGACAGGGUGCUCGGCUCCGCCGACAGCAUGGACGUCAAGCGUCCCAGCGGCGGUGCCUUUUGCGAGUACGCCUCGACGCCCGCCAGCCUCACGCUCAAGAUCCCCGACGACAUGUCCUUUACCGACGCCGCCUGCAUGAGCACCUCGCUGGCUUCGGCCGGCAUGGCGCUGUGGUUCAGCAUGAAGAUCCCCUCCACCAUGGACAGCCCGGCGACUGGCGACAAGCGGCCUUAUGUGCUGGUCUACGGCGGCUCUACCUCGACCGGCACCAUGGCCAUCCAGCUGCUCAAGAACGCCGGUCUCCGGCCCAUUGCCACCUGCUCCCCACACCACAACGAGUUUGUCCUCUCCUACGGUGCCGAGACGGUCUUUGACUACCACUCCCCCACCUGCGCAAAGGACAUUCGCGCUUACACCGGCAACGCUCUCGCCUACGCCAUUGACUGCAUCACCCUCGCCUCCUCCAUGAAGAUUUGCUACGAGGCCGUUGGUCGUGCCGGUGGCCGCUACUGCGCCCUCGACCCCUUUCCCGAGACCCAGGCCACCCGCCGUGUUGUCAAGCCCGACUGGAUCCUCGGCUCGACCGUCAAGGGCCGUGGCUCCAUGUGGCCCGCCCCCUACGGCCGUGAGCCCGAUCCCGAUGCUCGCUCCUUCUGCGAGGACCUCUACGCCGCUGCCCAGACCCGCCUGGACGCUGGUCAGCUGAAGAACCACCCGGCCCAGGCCAUGCAGGGUGGCUUUGAGGGCAUUCUCGAGGGUAUUGAGAUGAUUCGCCGCAAGGAAGUCAACGGCUUCAAGCUUGUCUACGAGAUCAAGAACUAA